AUGACGGUUGGUUCGACUUUUGGAUGUUCAAGUAUUGAAACAAGGAAAGAAGCUAUGGAAGGAGAAGCAAUUCAAUGCAUUAUUUUUCCCAAAGAUGUGGACUCCUUCAUUGGUCGGCUACAAGAAGGUUUAGUAUACAUUAUCGAAGGAGUGAGUGUUAUUCCCGCGGAUGAAAUAUUUAAAACGGUGCCCCAUCAAUAUCAACUGCAGAUAACCAAAGAAACAGAAUUUAUCGUAUCCGACGAAGAUAACGACGAUUAUCCAACAACUUAUUAUAAUCUCGUGGGAUUGCAUGCAAUUCAAGAUUAUAAUAAAUAUAAAGAACGAUUAAUAGAUGUUAUGGGAAUUCUUGUAUAUGUGGGAAAUGUGAUUCCUCUGGAAAAUAAUUGGUUCCUAAAACAAGAUAUUAUUAUUCUUGAUCAAAGUUGCAUAGCAAUAAGAAUGACAAUUUGGGAUACCUUCAUAUUGGAAAUCGGCAAGCAACUUCUACAAAAAAAAGACCACAUUGUGGUCUUGCUAGCAUGUGGCUGGCAAGUGAAGAACUUCAAUGGUUUAUUUCUAUCAACUGAGAGAUUUAGUCGAUUGUACAUGACACACAAAGAUGCGACUACUAUUAACUUAGUGCAAUGGUAUGCUAAUGAUAACUUUGCUCAAAGGAAGUCAAAGUCCAUUUGUAACAGUACUUUGUCGAUACAUCAUACACUUUUGACAUCAAAUGCUCAUCGUACCACCAUCAAGAAGUUUGGUACCAUAAGGACAGUAAGAAUACUUCAUUGAAACAUGCAUUUUUUCACAAAUUAUAAUCCUUCUCUCUCACUUAAAGCAUACACAAUUCGUUAAAAUUUUAGAUUUGUAUUUUAUUAAUAGAUAUUUAUGUAGUUUUAUUUGCUAACAAAACUUAUUUGGAAUAUAGUGUCAUUUAUAUUUUUAAUUUCUUUAUUUAUUUAUGUGAUAUAGGUGAUCAUGUACCGGGUGUUGGUAGAAUUAGUUGAUAUUGAUGUUAAAAGUUUUUAUUGGUUCGAUGCUUGCUCCGUAUGCAAUAAUGAGCUCACUUAUACCGGUCAUAAUACGGUGUGUUAUGGUUGUCGUAGGCAAAACAUACAAAUUACAGAGGGGUAAUGGAAACUAUUCAUUAUUCAUUUUAUAUGUACAUUUUUCUUAUAUCAUACAAUGACCGAGCUUAAUCAUUUGAAACAUUUACCUCUUAUAAGUGUGUCAAUGAGGAUCAAGAUCAAAUAUUCAACUGGCUCUAUGCGACUCAUACUAUUUACCAAGCAUGUUGAGUUCCUCUUACAAUCUUCUGCAUCACAUUUGGGCUCCGUUUGGUAGGGCGUAAAACGUUUUCAUGGAAAACGAUUUUCCCAUUUUCAAUCAUUUUACGUUGUUUGGUAGGGUAAGGGAUGAAAAAUAAUUUUCCAUGACUCCCUCAAAUGUG
Messenger RNA from Spinacia oleracea (spinach), 1435 nucleotides. RefSeq names its product replication protein A 70 kDa DNA-binding subunit C. The transcript has 6 exons. Lineage: Eukaryota; Viridiplantae; Streptophyta; Magnoliopsida; Caryophyllales; Amaranthaceae. The record is from RefSeq and is a predicted model, not a curated record. The coding region runs from base 1 to 777 and encodes 258 amino acids.